Daldinia childiae is the source of this 2013-nucleotide messenger RNA. RefSeq names its product AAA family ATPase. Gene Ontology annotation, molecular function: ATP hydrolysis activity; ATP binding. The transcript has 2 exons. NCBI's taxonomy places the organism in Eukaryota, Fungi, Ascomycota, Sordariomycetes, Xylariales, Hypoxylaceae. The record is from RefSeq and is a predicted model, not a curated record. The coding region runs from base 1 to 2013 and encodes 670 amino acids.
AUGUAUCUUGAUGAACCACAGUGGAUGGAGGGCGAAAACGCAAAGGGUGAGGCUUUGGCGGGCAAUCUUCCAGUACGAGACAUACAGUCGUAUCUUGAAAGGAACCCGGAAAUUUGCUUCGUUGUAUACAGAGACUUUUCUGUCCCCGUCUCGAGAAAAAGGGGUAUCGAUCAUACCUUAUCCGUGCCAAAACACGACACGGAGAUGAUAGAGACAACUACUGCGGAUCUAACCACGACUGUUACGAAAUUCAUGUCGUUCUAUGGCUUCAGUACAGACGUCAUGGGUGAAAUAGGGAGGACAGAUGCUCCAGAUCGACAUUUUACCGAUGUCGAUGGCUCGACCGAGCUUUUAGCUCCAUAUCCUGCCUUUUACCACGCCUCGAGACAAUCCAUGGGUCCGUUCCUCGAGUCACUGGAAAACCCGGAGAAGCAACAGUUUCAGUUAUUACUUGAUUAUGUUAUGUCUAAUUUUGAAAAUGAGUACGAUGAUGCCGAGAAAAUAAUUGGAAGCGGUAGAAUCACGAAACGAUACUUUCAAUACCUUUUCAAACCUGGCGACGUGAUCGUGCAGAAAGAGACCGAUGAAGCAAGGGGCCUCAUAUGCAGUUCCUGGGUUACCGAAGAUCGAAUCAAAGACGGCAAAAGGAAGACGCCGGGAAAGGCAUCGAUGAUAAAAUACACUAUUCAAGCUCGCCACUGGACCUUUGAUGGAGUAUUUUCACAUAAGUCGACCCAUUUAAAAUGGGAAAUAGAUGACAACUAUAAUUCGAAGCUGGAAAUCAAUGGCUUGAACAUUUGUCCUUUAGACUAUGUGGACGAAAACCUAAGAGCUAAACUGCAACGCAGGGGGGAAUGGAUCUGGAAGUGUCGUACGAAGCAGCUAGUAUCAUAUCAUGAAGAUGAAAAUCGACAGUUACACGAUUCGGACGACGAAAGAUAUAUGAUCGACAUGAUGGUAUAUCGUGAGUUGCAUAAGCCAGAUAAGAAACGCGAUAUUACCCGGUGGAUAUCCCCAGACCACCCAGAGACAGAUGACCUGAGUCCCGAAGCGAUGAAGCGAGACUACCCGCCUUCUGACGAGUUUUUAUACGUAUUGCCUUCGAUUAUCAAGGGCUUCAACCUUAAGAAGAAGAAAUGGUUGGAUCUAAAGGUCGAUAAUUUAGGCGAAGUAGUAUGGAAUAAGACGGCUUUUGAGAGACUUGUUCUUGAAGAGAAGACCAAGAAAUUGAUUCUGGCUCUCGUCAGCGACCAGGUGGAAUCGAAGAGGUCAACAGAUCUCAUAAGUGGCAAAGGGAAUGGCUUAAUCAUGUUGCUUCAUGGAGGUCCCGGCACAGGCAAGACUCUGACAGCUGAGAGUGUGGCCGAGAUUGCCCGGAAGCCACUCUAUCCUGUUACUUGUGGUGACAUCGGAACGGAGCCAGAAGCUGUCGAGAAUUAUCUCGAGUCCGUUCUGCAUCUCGGAAAGACCUGGGGGUGUGUUGUCCUAUUAGAUGAAGCCGACGUGUUUCUUGAACAGCGUAGUCUCCAGGACCUUCAUCGGAAUGCGCUGGUAUCCGUGUUCCUUCGAGUACUCGAAUAUUAUGAGGGGAUAUUGGUUUUGACGAGCAAUAGAGUCGGCACCUUCGACGAAGCUUUCAAGUCGCGCAUCCAGUUGGCUAUCCACUACAACUAUCUGAGCUUUAAUGACCGCUCUAAGAUCUGGGGAAAUUUUAUCUCACGCGUACAGGACUUUGAAGAAGAGGAGAUUGAUGCUGCCGAUCUAAAAGAUCACAUCAAGGACUUGGCCCAGUUUGAGAUGAACGGAAGGGAGAUCCGGAACGCCAUCACGAAUGCACGGCAGUAUACCCGAUGGGAACGAAAGCAGCAGCAAAAUCCGGAGAAUUGCAAGCUUGAUUAUGCGAAGAUCAAGCUUAUCAUCGAUACUGCUAGUAAGUUUGAUGAUUAUAUCAAAAAGUUGAAUGGGGGAUAUAACUACAUCGCGGUAGAUGAUGGGCUAAGGCUCGAAGGUUGA